Anneissia japonica is the source of this 2708-nucleotide messenger RNA. RefSeq lists its product as uncharacterized. The transcript has 11 exons. Gene Ontology annotation, biological process: ganglioside catabolic process; oligosaccharide catabolic process. Gene Ontology annotation, molecular function: exo-alpha-sialidase activity. The coding region runs from base 607 to 2070 and encodes 487 amino acids. Lineage: Eukaryota; Metazoa; Echinodermata; Crinoidea; Comatulida; Comatulidae. The record is from RefSeq and is a predicted model, not a curated record. Gene Ontology annotation, cellular component: lysosome; cytoplasm; membrane.
GAAGAGAUAUCAGAUAUUAGAUGGUACAAAGGUGAAUCUAAGGAAAAAGGAAUUUUGCUCGCUAAUCUAAAAAUUCAGAAAAAUAGAUUCUCAAAAAAACGCUAUACUGCAGGUUUGGAGAUCGAAAAUUCACAGGCGUUUUUGGACAUCAAUGAUAUAACAAAAGAAGAUGCUGGAAAAUACUGUUGUGAGGUGGAAGUAAAAGGAAGGAAAUCUGUCUAUCUUUGUACUGGAUAUCUAGAGGUCGAAGGUCGUUUAUUAAAGUCUGUAGAUGAAAGAAUUGAAUCUAUAAAAGGUGAAGAUGUUAAACUGUGUUGGGAUUUGAUAAAGCCUCUGGAAAUUAAAUCUUAUGCAUUCUACAAAAUAGAUUAUAAAGGCGAAUUAAGUGAAGUUGCUCGGUCCAAUGAUUUAUUCCCCUUGAGAUGGUGUAAAGCUAACUAUAUAAAGGAGGAACGAAAAUUUUUCCUGACACUUUUGGAAGUUGAACGCACACAACUUGGUUCCUACAUCUGUCAGUGUGUUACUAAAGGCACUCUUGGUGAUAGAGCUAUUGAGUACUCAUCAACAACUACUGAAUUAACUGUUGAUUUGUGUGAAAGCAUUCAGAUGCCUAAUGUUUUAGCAUUUGAAGGAGAAAAGAGUGCUACCUUUAAAUGUGACUAUCGUCUGAAGAGUAAUGUGGAUAUACAAAGAUGGAUUAAAAAAACCUCUAAAGGAAAUCAAGUGAUUUAUACCUCAGAAAAUUUGGAAAAAUUCAAGACUAAAACAGAAGUGCAGAAGUAUGAAGCUGAUUUUGAUCAAAAGUCUGCUCAGUUGAAAAUAAAUCAAGUGGAAGUGGCUGAUGCUGGUGUUUAUAGCUGUGAGGUAGUUUCAAAAAAAUUACCUACCAACACACAGCGGAAGAAAUUUGCAAAUCUGGUUGUACCUUUGGACGUGUUUGGUUCAGCUCUGGUUCGUGAAAAACCUCAUGUUUACAGACAUCCUGCAGUAGUGUUUGCUGAUAUGCAUUUUUUUGUAUUCUGUGAAGAGCAAGUUGCUGAAAAUUAUACAAAAGGACUGUUACGUAGGGGAAAAUUGAAAGAACACAGUAGAAUUGAAUGGGAACCUGAACAACCCAUAUUAGACAUGAAAAAUACAAGAUUUGAGAACUUGGUGCCAAUUGUUGUGGAUGAGAAGAAGGGUGAUGUGAUUCUAGUGUGUGUUGAACGCACAGCUCAGCAGGAUUGUUGUAAGCUUGUUCAGCUGAGCUCUACGGAUAAAAAACCGUGGAGUGGCAAAGCUGAUGUAAAUUUGAAAUGGCCUGAAGAUAUGCAGAAUGGUGCAGAAAUCUGUUUUAUUGGUCCUGGACAUGGUCUGUGCUUGCAGUCAGGACAUUUAGCUGUUGCUGGUUUUUUCAAGUUUAGUGAACAUGUUCAUCUUUGUAUGUUAAUAAGUGAGAAUAAGAGUGAAACCUGGGAGGUAGUGCCUAUCAUAUCCUCCAUUAUAGACAGUGCUUCUUUUGGAAAUCAUGCACAGAUUGUUGAAUAUGCCAAGAAUCAAGUUUGCAUCACCUGUUCAUUGGCAAACUGCCAGCAACGCUUUAAUGUGUUCCUCAAAUACAAAGUUUACAAGGACAAAUUGGAACCUACAUUGAUAAAGGCUAAUCCAGAAUGCCAGAUUGUUGAAUAUGCCAAGAAUCAAGUUUGCAUCACCACUUCAUUAAGAAAAUUGGAACCUACAUUGAUAGAGGCUAAUCCAGGAUGCCAGGUUGGCAUAGUAAGUAUUCCAGACGAAAAAAAGGGAAGAUUCAACUUUGUUGCUUUUACAAACCCAGCAGAUAAAUCACAUUUUAAAGAUCUCUCAGUUCGAUUAAGCAAAGAUGGUUGUGAAACAUGGACAGAUCCAUUGUACACCUUAGGGAGGAAAUUUGCUAAAUCUAGUGAUCUAGCUUACUAUAAAGUAAAGGGCUUCUUUACUGAUGACAAAGGAAUAGCCUGUGUGUAUGAGAAUAUCAAUGCUACUGAUAUGAACAAUAAUUGUUAUUCUAUUGUAAUGCAGCUGAUUUCUCUUGAUGAGAUUAAAAAACAUUAAAAGUAAGUUGUUUAAAAUAAGCAAAACAUUUAAAAAAUGAAAAAAUAAUGAGAAAUUAUCUACUGUAUGAAAAUAAUGUUGAUGCAUGUAAUGCUCAAAAGCAAGUUUAAGUGUCAUUACUCACCUUUAAGUGUAGAUAAAAUUCCAAGUGUGAAAAUGAUGAGUUUAAUAACUUUUUUUUAUAUUGAUAAUUAUGGAGUGUAGGUGAAUCUUAAGGUUCUUUGUUCAAUUCCUGUCAGUAUUGCAGGAUUUUUUUAUUACCAACAACUCCAAUCACUAAGCCUCGUAUGAGAUUUAAUUUGUUUAGAGCAUCUUCAUAGUUAUGUUUGUACCAAAGACAUUUCUUUACUUUUUAUUUUAAGAUUUUGUGCCACAUCUGUCUUUGUUAUUAUGUCAAGUGGAAACAAGUAAACUGAAAAGAAAUGAAAGAUACAUAAGUAAAUUUUGGGGGCCUUUAUUGUGGAGGACUUGAUGCUGGCGAAAGCAAAAAUCGCAAAAGCUAUGGAAUUUUAGUUUUAUGUAUUUAGAUGCAGAGCUAGUGUAACUUCUGUUUCUAUAUUAUUAGUGUAGCAUAGCCAGAGGUGAAGGAAACACAUUAUUGAUGGUGCCAAAGGCGUAAGUUAUAUUUUAUUUAAUAU